Molecule: messenger RNA, 997 nt
Organism: Hydra vulgaris (swiftwater hydra)
Lineage: Eukaryota; Metazoa; Cnidaria; Hydrozoa; Anthoathecata; Hydridae
Product: SAP30-binding protein
Biological process (GO): regulation of DNA-templated transcription
Cellular component (GO): nucleus
Source: RefSeq, a predicted model, not a curated record
UUCAAGCACUAUAAUUUUUUAAAUUAGCAUUUGGGGCAAGUGAGACUCCUUACCUGUGAUGAAAACAAAUUACCUUAAGAAGGGAAUCUUUGAUAAAAAUAUGCCAGUUUAACUGUUGGUAAUGCAAAAUAAUGUCACUAACUGACUUAUCAAGGUAUAAUGAUAAUGAAGAUGAAAUAAAAGAUGAGGAUCAUGACUUAAUACUUGCAGAAAAACUAUCCCCUCUGCAACCUAGCAUUGAAACGCCUAAUACAUCUGAUAACGCAGCAAAACCUAGAGGUUUAGUUUCAUAUAUUGGUGAAUAUACAGAUGAUGAAAGUUCUGAUGAUGAAGGAGUUCGUGUUGAACUAUCUUUACCUGCUUCUGCUGUGAAUUUUGGACUUUUUGAUGGAGGAAAUGCAGUUUCUUCAAUUGGAAGCACAUCACCAAGCUCUACUGUUGAUACUUUAGAAAAUGUAGAAAAAGAACAAACUGUGCGCUUACCUCCUGAGCCUGAAGGUCGUUGUUCUAAAUCUCUCCAGGAAAAAAUUGCGAAAUUGAUUGAAAAGAAAAACAAUGGUAUGAAUGUUAAUGAGUAUGUGCAAAGAAAAAAAGAAUUUCGUAAUCCAAGUAUUUAUGAGAAACUUGUUAGUUUUAUUGGUAUUGAUGAACACGGUACAAACUUUCCUAAAGAAAUUUUUGAUCCCACUAUAUGGGGACCUGAAUCACAUUAUGAUAAUCUAGCAAAAUUGCAAAAAGAAUAUCAUGAUAAAAAAGAAAAAGAAAAAUUAAAAAGGACUCAGGUCGAAUUUGUUAAAAAGAUUCCAAACCCAACACCAACAGAUAAAAAGACAAAGUGGGAUCAAAAAAUACCAGUAAAAGCCUUAGAAAACAAAUAAUGUUUUACAAUAGUUUAGCGAUAUUUUUGGUUAUGUUGAAUAACACUCGAAAUUUGUCAACCUGAUAUUAUUUUAUCAACCUGUUGUUAUUUUACAAAAUAAUAAUGAAUUUUUUUUUU